UAUUUUUCAGCUUACAUGACGCAUAGAAUAGAAAUCCAUCAGACAUGGACACUGUGGAUGAUUUGAAAAGGAAACUCCACCAGGCUGAAAAAGAAAAUGUUGAAUUACUUACUCAACGCAAGCAAGAGAAGUCCCAGUAUGAAAAAGAGAUAAUUAAAUUACGUUUGGAACUUGAGAGAGGGGAGGCUAUUCGUCGAGGUCUGGAGUAUGAAUUGUCAGUGGCCAGAAAAGAGGCUCAGAUGCAAAUGUAUGCCGCAGAAGAGGAGCUGUGUGUUGCAAAAAGUGAACUUGUGGAACUGCAAGUACUCAGUGGCAAAAAUCAGCAGAAAGUGGCAGAGGCUGAGAAAUCAUUUUAUAAGGCUCAGCAGAAAUGGGAAGAAGAACACCAAAAAUGUGCAAAGGAGAAGGACGAUAUUCGUAGAGUUUACCACCAUGAAAUUCUAUUCCUUGUCAAAGAAAAAAGUGAAGCAGAAAGGACUGCUCAGGACCUGAAUGAUGCACUGCAAAAUAUGCACAGGAAAUUGAGGGAUAUAGAGGCAGAACACAAUGGCUGCAGUGACAUGCUGAGGCGCCAGGCCUUCGAGCUGGAAUUCAGAGCUGACCGACACCAACGACUCAUGAAAGAGCUUGAAGCAGCUACAGAAAGAACUAGAAAACUGGAAGGAGAUACUGAAGCAGCGAGAGCAGCACAUUUGGAAUGCAAGUACACUACACGGAUAAUGCAGUUAAGAAUUCAAGAACUCGAAGAAGCUUUGAAUUCAGAAAAGGGCAACUCAGCAGAAGCUCUUUCAGUGUUACAAAAUAUGAAGAGAGAUUUCAGAAACUCAGCAAAUGCACAUGAGAGGGAACAAAACGUAUUACAAAGGGAGCAUUUCUCCUCAAGCAAGCAACCGAAAGAGAUGACUGAGGAAAAGAAGGAAAACAGAGGUCUCUCUGGGAAACUAGACCUUACCAAAAGCAGCUCCAACAUGUUACCAGAGGAAAGUAAAAUGGAGGAAGUGCAUGUUCUCCGUAGCUUAUACCAGCAUCUGGUAGAAGGCUGUGUGCUUACAAAGCAACCAGAAGUUCCCAUAGACAGUUUGACUUGGUCAGAGCUUUGUGUCCUCUUGUAUGAAAAUAUUGAUACCCUGGUCUUAGACUUCAGGAGGGCUCAAGACAAGAUAUCUCACCUGGAACAUGUUUGCAAGGACAAAACUGAUACUAUGAGGGAUCUUCAGCAGAACCAAGAAGAUGCUUUUCAAAAUAUAGCUGAACAGUUGAAAGCACAGGAACACUGUUGGCAGAAAGAAAAAAAGCAUCUUGAACUGCAAUAUUCAAGUCUCCUUGCUGAAGCUCACGCAAGAGCAAAGGAAUACCAAGCAGCAGCACAGCAAAACAGGGAAAGAAUGUAUGCCCUUGAAAAAACCCAGGAGAAACUGGCCCAUGAAAAUAUUUCUGUGAGAAAUAGAUUAACAGCUGUUCAGAGGGAGCGUUCAUCUCUCCUGGCAGCUUGUGCACUGUUAUCUGGUACCCUGUGUCCCCUCUACAACCGACUAUGUGCUAUGGCUUCCCAAAAAGACCUUCUCCAGGAUCAGGUCAACUUUUACGAAUUUCUGAACCAGAGGAUUGAGACUAUAGUUCAUAAUUUCCCUGCUGAAGAGGAAAACAAUCAAGAUGAAGCCAGACGAAGACAAAGGAGAGCCAAAGACCUGGUUUAUGUAUUCCGAAGAGCUGUGAUUGUAGUUUUGGCAGCCAAUAGACUCAGAGCUGCAGCCCGGUCUUCUACUUCCCUCUUCACCUGGACAAAUGGCUUAGAAGGAGGCAAUGGGAUUCAAGUUUGUGUGGGAGAAUCUGAAGGCAGACGUUAUAGAGGUGGAGCUGACUGCCUUGAAGCACUUGGCUGGUUAACUAGCUCUAACCUCCAUUCUGCAAUAAUCAGUUCCCUCUCUGAAUUGCAGGAUGUCCUUAGCAAACCAGAUCCAAACUCCUGGCUUUCUGGAAACUCACUUAUAAAUGCAGCCAGGAGCUCCUUUUCAAAACUUAUGGACAAGCUGUGCUUGAUGCUGGGGACGGUUCCACUAAAUUAUCCCAGGUGCAUCACUUACCUGGAGAAGGACUCCUUGAUACAGAGGCUGGCUUGUGGACUUCUCAGAAUAAAUAACCAGGCCCUGGAAGCUGGAUUGCAUGAGAGACUGCCCAGUGUGAGAAAUGUAACAUCCUUGCAGCAGCUGGUGUUUGAAUACACACGAAGACUUCAUAUGGCAGAGACAAAGUGCCGCUCAAUGGGCCUGCAACUUGAAGAAUUCAAAUGGAGUUUCAAUGAGAUGAAAAAGGAUGCUGAAAAAGCCAGGAGCCUGCAAGAGCAAUUAAAUACAUUACAGCAUAGAAUGAUCACCCAAGACAAUAUACAGGAAGAAUUAAAUAAUGCGUUACAGCGUGAGCACGAGGCAAGACUGCUUUUAAUUAAACAGGAGCAACAGCUAAAUGAAUUAAACAAUAGACUACAAAUACUCUCCAGCGAAACAGCAGAUAAAGGCCAAGACCUAAAUCUAUCCAUAAGGAGUCUCCCAGAGACAGCAAUGGAUAUGAGAAGAAAAGACCGAGUUCUGAACCACCAAAAAAGGCUUCUUACCCAAAUGGAGCAGGACAGGCGUCGACUGCAAGAGAGUGUCCAAAAUGCAGAGCGCGCCCUACGUACAGCAGAGAAUGACAGAGAAUUGAUCAUUACUCAUAUGAAAGCUGUGGAAACCACGCUUCAGAUGGUCAGAGAGCAGACCUUGGUGCAAAGUGGUGCAGCAGCCACAACUGAGUUCUGCCUGGAGCUACCCAGACUGCAAAUAGAUGCCCUUCCAGAUGAAGAACUGUGGGGCAGGCCAGAGGCUAUAGCAUUCCAGGACUUGAUUCGAAGUUUUAUGGACAUCUACCAACUUGCAGCUAGUAGAAUUGAAACAUUACUGAGAGAAUCUCCUCAGCUUCACACUGCAGCCCAAAGAUCCAGACAACAAACAUUCACCUUUCGUGAAAGUUAUGAAAGCGGGAAAGAGUCUAAACAUCCAAGUAGCUUCAAGCUAGAUAGUCAGGCUGACCAGAGUUACGUCCCAGAGUUUUUGCUAUUGCCAGCAGAAGCUGAAAUGUCUUCCAGCAUGAAACUACAAAGAGCUGACAGAAGCAGUACUCGGUCUCCCAUCCACAUGUCUGCUGAUGUGAUACUAGACAGAAGCAGCAGUCUAUUUCCAACCCAAAUGUUCUCCAGUGGGAUAUCAGACAGAAGCAGUACUCAGCCUUCAAUCCACCUGUCCUCCAGUGGGGUACCAGACAGAAGCAGUACUCGUGUGACACCAAACAGAUCUAGUUCGCUGCCUUCAAUCAGGUCUUUCAGCCAGGAUCUCUUAUCCAGUACUAGAAAAACAGAAGGAAAUCAAUUUUCAGAGUCUUAGCUAUGUCAGUUUCCCUUAGCUAUAUGUCAGCUUCCCCUUCAGAAGGAAAAAAAUCUGUUAGUAUAAAAUGAUGUAAUUAAAAAAUAAUCUAGCAACUACCUUGGAGUUGUAGUUUGGU
This is a messenger RNA of Manacus vitellinus (golden-collared manakin), 3534 nucleotides long. Its product is annotated as coiled-coil domain-containing protein 171-like. NCBI's taxonomy places the organism in Eukaryota, Metazoa, Chordata, Aves, Passeriformes, Pipridae. Bases 45 to 3416 code for a protein of 1123 amino acids. The transcript has 21 exons. The record is from RefSeq and is a predicted model, not a curated record.